Molecule: messenger RNA, 389 nt
Organism: Brassica oleracea var. oleracea
Lineage: Eukaryota; Viridiplantae; Streptophyta; Magnoliopsida; Brassicales; Brassicaceae
Product: defensin-like protein 192
Exons: 2
Coding region: 28-297 (89 amino acids)
Biological process (GO): defense response
Cellular component (GO): extracellular region
Molecular function (GO): sodium channel inhibitor activity
Source: RefSeq, a predicted model, not a curated record
AGCGAGAGAGUAGAGAGAGAUAGGGCAAUGACAACGAAGUCAGUUUCUUCCCUCGCCAUAUUUUUCAUCCUCUGUCUGGUUAUCUUUGAAGUGCACGAGACAGAAGCGCAGGAUAGAAAAUGUCUUAAAGAAUACGGAGGCGACGUGGGUUUCAGCUUCUGCGCGCCUCGGAUAUAUCCGUUGUUCUGUUAUCGGAGAUGCCGUCAGAACAAGGGCGGCGCGAAAGGUGGAAAAUGCCGUUCAGAGGCCGGCACUGGUAUGAAAUGCUUAUGCGAUUUCUGCAGCAACACGCCUUAAAUCAAAUUCUAAGCGAUCGUUACAUACUUUUGGCCGUAGACGCAGACGCCUUGUGUUUGAAUCUUGUAUGUAUCAUGGUUUGUGUAAUAAUA